This is a messenger RNA of Ilex paraguariensis (yerba mate), 167 nucleotides long. NCBI's taxonomy places the organism in Eukaryota, Viridiplantae, Streptophyta, Magnoliopsida, Aquifoliales, Aquifoliaceae. The record is from the annotation of a GenBank genome assembly.
GGGAGUAAGGGCUCUAUUCAAGUAAUCAAGAAUGCCCUUACUAAAUUGGAACUCCUUGCAGGUUUAAAUCCCAAUCUACUGAACAGUACUGCUUAUUUUGCUGGUGUAAAUGACAUUCAAACACUUGAUAGUGCCUCUUACAACUACAAUGCCGAGAAUAGAAGACU